AUGCGAUGCCUAUACGUCAUCGAGAAGGGCAACUGUUCUGAUAAGCUAUUGAGGGCUGAGCAGUUUGCCAUGGAUUUGGCUGAGUGUAACAACGAGUUUUGCAGGUAUGCGUUCGACAGAAACUUGAAGAAGUGUGUGACGUUCAUGUUUAGCGGUUGUGGCGGAAAUACGAAUCGAUAUCCCACUCUUCAGCGUUGUCAAAGAACGUGCUUGAAAGGGAUUCGAGACCUCAUCUAG
Messenger RNA from Cooperia oncophora, 237 nucleotides. Lineage: Eukaryota; Metazoa; Nematoda; Chromadorea; Rhabditida; Trichostrongylidae. The record is from the annotation of a GenBank genome assembly.